Nyctereutes procyonoides (raccoon dog) is the source of this 1365-nucleotide messenger RNA. Its product is annotated as olfactory receptor 18-like. Lineage: Eukaryota; Metazoa; Chordata; Mammalia; Carnivora; Canidae. Bases 1 to 1365 code for a protein of 454 amino acids. Gene Ontology annotation, biological process: G protein-coupled receptor signaling pathway. The record is from RefSeq and is a predicted model, not a curated record. Gene Ontology annotation, molecular function: G protein-coupled receptor activity; olfactory receptor activity. The transcript is spliced from 4 exons. Gene Ontology annotation, cellular component: membrane.
AUGGAUGUUUCUCUCUAUAACCCUGAUGAUUUGGAUCUUUGUUGCAACAAAGAUGUGGACAACAGGAGCAGCAGAUGUAUUGAAAGACACACUGACAGAUCCCAGUAUACUUGUUUCCUUUAUUUAAACUCUCAUUUAUUUCUCAAAAGCUGUCUCUGCUACACAGAACCCCAGAAUCUAACAGAUGUCCUGGAAUUCUUCCUCCUGGGGUUCUCAGAAGAUCCAGAACUGCAGCCUGUAAUCUUUAGCCUGUUCCUGUCCAUGUAUCUGGUCACCAUGCUGGGGAAUCUACUGAUCCUCCUUGCUGUCAGCUCUGACUCCUGCCUUCACACCCCCAUGUACUUCUUCCUUUCCAUCCUGUCCCUGGCUGACAUCGGUUUCAUUUCUACCACAGUCCCAAAGGUGAUUUUGGACAUUGAAACUCACAACAGAGUCAUCUCCCAUGUGGGCUGCCUGAUUCAGUUGUCUUUUUUUAAUCUUUUUGGAUGUUUGGACAGUGUACUCUUAACUGUGAUGGCCUAUGAUCGGUUUGUAGCCAUUUGUUAUCCUCUGCACUACCCAGUCAUCAUGAACCCCCGCCUCUGUAGCCUGCUCAUUCUGAUAUCUUUUUUAAUCAGCCUUCUGGACUCUCAGCUGCACUGCCUCAUGAUGUCACAACUUACCUUCUGCACAAAUGUGGAAAUUCCUCAUUUCUUCUGUGACCCUCCUCAGCUCCUCAAGCUUUCCUGUAAUGAUACUUCCACCAGUAAAAUAUUCAUGUAUUUUCUUGGCGCCAUCUUUGGUGGUAUUCCAGUCUCAGGGAUCCUUUUCUCUUAUACACGAAUUGUUUCCUCCAUUCUGAGAGUCCCAUCCACAGGUGGGAAGUACAAAGCCUUCUCCACCUGUGGCUCCCACCUGUCAGUUGUUAGCUUAUUUUAUGGAACAGGUCUUGGGGUGUACCUCAGUUCUACUAUCUCACAUUCUCCCAGAAAGGAUGCAGUGGCCUCAGUAAUGUAUGCUGUCAUUGUCCCCAUGCUAAAUCCCUUCAUCUACAGUCUGAGGAACAAGGACAUCAAGAGGGCUUUGCAGAGGCUCCUCAACAGACUGUUAUUUAUGCCCACACACAUAAUUAACACAAUUUCUUUCAUACCCAAUUUAAUUGGCAAGAGACCUCCACUCGCUGUGCUCUUCUCUUUUGAGGGAUUCAUGGUAGAAGACACCAGAGAGCAGUCAAUCACCUGCUGUGUCAACUAUAGAAAAGAUAGCCAAGAUGAAGGUAGAGAUCAUAACGAAUCAGCUCCCGACAAUCCAGGGCAGCUCGCUUUACUGACCCUGCUCUCAGAUUUUGCUUCAUAUUCCAUUUCCUCCUCCAUUCCUCACCCUUGA